AAACAGUUUUCCUUUCCCUUGGACCGCGUGGACCCACACCAGGGGGGGAGGAAGAAUUGAAGGAAGGAAACCCGCACCGCGGACCGCAGGCGCAGGCGACUCCCGACGCGUCUCCGGCGACCGGCGACCCCUCUCCCUCUCCGCCCGCGGCGCCUCCGUCGGCUCGCCCAACCAUGUAUAAUAAUUAUGGGAACCCUCCAGGGAUGCAGAUGCCCCCACAGAACUCUCAACCUGUCCAGUUUGACAAUCCAUUAUAUGGUGCAAGCUCAGGUCUUAUCAGAUCUGGGAUUGGAGUAUAUGGGGAGAAGUUCUUGGGUUCUAGUUCAGAAUUCAUGCAAAGCAAUAUCAAUAGAUACCUCUCCAAUCCACAGUAUUACUUCCAUGUGAAUGAUCAAUAUGUCCGGAACAAGUUGAAAAUUAUCCUGUUUCCAUUCUUCCACAGGGGGCACUGGACUCGAAUAAGUGAGCCGGUUGGUGGCCGUUUGUCCUACAAACCUCCAAUCUAUGACAUAAAUGCCCCAGAUCUGUACAUCCCUUUCAUGGCAUUUGGAAGCUUCAUCAUUCUUUCUGGGUUUACGCUAGGUUUCAUGGGAAAGUUUACUCCAGAAGCUAUAAAUCUGCACUUUACAAGGGCACUCAUCGGAUGGGGCUUCCAGCUCAUGCUCCUGAAGGGCCUGCUCUACUCAAUGGGCGGCGGUGAGGUGCCACUGCUCGACUUGGUAGCAUAUGGCGGAUAUUUAUUUGCUGGGCUUUCACUCGCUGUCGUUGCGAGGCUCAUAUGGGCAUACUCAUACUACGUCAUGAUGCCAUGGAUGAGCCUGUGCAUGGGAGUGUUCCUGGUGAGGACGAUGAAGCGGGUGCUCUUCACGGAGAUGAGAAGCAGUGAGAGACACUCGUCACGACAGCAUUACUUCCUUCUCUUCAUGGCAAUAGCACAGUUUCCCCUAUUCUUCUGGCUUGGCAGCAUAGGUGCAUGAUACGGUUUUGUGCUGCUUGUACUUUCUCACUAUUAACACUGCAAAGUGGUAUUUAAGUGUUUAGAUGUGUUGUAAAAAACAGUUGGAGGAUGGUCUCAAACAGCUUAUGAUGUUUUAUCAUCGUUAGUAAGUUCUUGACCAGGUUUUGAGAUGUGCUGUUGUAUAGAUUGUGGGUUCUGCGGGUUCUGAUGCUGAAGUUAUGUGUGAUCUUUAAUCAUUUUUAACUGAGUUCAUG
Sorghum bicolor (sorghum) is the source of this 1212-nucleotide messenger RNA. RefSeq names its product protein YIF1B. NCBI's taxonomy places the organism in Eukaryota, Viridiplantae, Streptophyta, Magnoliopsida, Poales, Poaceae. The record is from RefSeq and is a predicted model, not a curated record. The transcript has 5 exons. Gene Ontology annotation, cellular component: COPII-coated ER to Golgi transport vesicle; Golgi membrane; endoplasmic reticulum-Golgi intermediate compartment. The coding region runs from base 174 to 977 and encodes 267 amino acids. Gene Ontology annotation, biological process: endoplasmic reticulum to Golgi vesicle-mediated transport.